This is a messenger RNA of Argentina anserina (silverweed cinquefoil), 1113 nucleotides long. RefSeq names its product RNA-binding protein 2-like. The record is from RefSeq and is a predicted model, not a curated record. The transcript is spliced from 6 exons. NCBI's taxonomy places the organism in Eukaryota, Viridiplantae, Streptophyta, Magnoliopsida, Rosales, Rosaceae. Bases 76 to 798 code for a protein of 240 amino acids. Gene Ontology annotation, molecular function: RNA binding.
CUGAAAUUAGGGUUUUCAUUGAUUCAAAUCCGACCGCAUUUUGUAUACAAAUAGAGAGUUGCAGUGUAAUCAAAUAUGGCGGACAGCCUCUGGAACAGGCCGCCUCCUUGUUCCGGUGGCGUUAAACGACCUCGUUCUGAAUAUUACGCAGACCUCCCAACAUCCGGUCUGUAUUCAGGUCAUGAGAUGCAUAGCUAUUUAGCACAGGAUGAGGAUCUUUGCAGUCCUAGGGCUGGAAAGGAUACAAAAUCAAUUGGAUCAGCAUAUGAUCGUUAUCUUCAAAAUGGGCAACUGUCUUCAGCUACCAUAGUUGGAGUUGGAUUGGGGAGGCCUAUUGGUGAUGGAUUGGCUGAUCAUUCUCUGAUGGGUCACCCUACGUCUGUAGCUUCGGAUUUAAUUAGUGGUCGAAAUAAUAGUCUACCUCAGCUCCCAGUGGAUACGAUGCCUAGACUAGCACCUGAACGUGAAACAGCUCCUUUACCCGCAGAUGCUACCAACACUUUAUACAUUGAAGGGCUUCCUCCUGACAGCAUGAGGAGGGAAGUAUCCCAUAUCUUUCGCCCCUUUGUGGGAUAUAAAGAAGUGAGGCUUGUGAGCAAAGAGUCCAAACUUCGUGGUGGUGAUCCUCUAAUCCUUUGUUUUGUGGACUUCGUAAAUCCAGCCUGUGCUGCAACUGCUAUGAGUGCUUUGCAAGGUUAUAGAAUGGAUGAACACAAUCCCGAUUCUAACUACUUGCGGCUGCAGUUUUCUCGGUUCCCAGGUCCAAGGUCUGGACAUGGAGCCCGUAGUAAGAGGUGAAUAGGCUUUAGGGCAUGAGGCCCAUAUAUAGAGAAGCAAUGCUGAUUGCAUUUAGGCAUAUAUACUUUUUAGAUAGGAUUCUUUCUGGAGUGUGGCUGUUUUACAUUUUAUACAAUACAGCUUGGGCGCACUUGAGAUCUUGAGCACUCGAACUGCACAUUGUAGCAUCUAGGCAGUGAAACCAGGAAGAAUUUCAUAGAAAAACUUACACCGGAUAGGAAAGAUUACUUAUUUUUACUGGUUUUCUUUCAUUUUCUUGUAAACAUCACAGCAUUUGAGUUCUAACAAUAAUGCAUCAUGCCAUAAAUUGUGUGU